Oryza sativa Japonica Group (Japanese rice) is the source of this 1055-nucleotide messenger RNA. RefSeq lists its product as uncharacterized. The record is from RefSeq and is a predicted model, not a curated record. Lineage: Eukaryota; Viridiplantae; Streptophyta; Magnoliopsida; Poales; Poaceae.
AGUUGCACCCUUCAAGGCACACAAACAGGUCAUUUGAAUGUGACCUACUCUCCCCUCACCCCUUCAUCAAUUCGGCUCAGAGGCUGCUCCUCCUCAGUCCUGAGUCUCCUGUCCUCAUCUCCAUUUUGUUUUCUCCUCCUCCUCCUCUCUCUCUCUCUCUCUCUCUCUCUCUCUCUCUGUCUCUCUGGUGGAGUGCAGUGCAGAGAUUCAAGAAGUUCAAGAUCGAACAGGCCUGCUGAUCAUGCCUUGUGCUGCGGCCGAGCUCGCCAAUGGCGAGGCGGCGGCAGCAGCAGCAUGCGCGGUGAAGGUCGGCACGACCGGCACCAUCGGCUCGCUGAUGACGAGGGAGCUGGAGGCCAUCAAGGCCGCGCCGCCGCACGCCACAGCCGCGGCGACGACGCCGCGGCGGCUGAGGCGGCAGAGCAGCCCGGUGUCGGUGCCAUGCGGAGCCAGCCCGAGGAAGAUCGCCGCGCUGAGGAAGAGCUCGUCCAGCCUCUCCACCACCAGCAGCGGCGGCGGCAGCGGGCGGCGCACUGACCGCGUGAGCGCCGAGGAGUCGUCGGCGUGCAAGACGGCGGCGUGCAGGAGGAGCUCUAGUACCACGCCGGCCAGCUCCCCGAUGCUCGCGGCGGACGUCGACCGGAGCGGCGGCGGCGGCAAGGCGAAGAAGGCGGCGGCGAGGGGGCGCCGCGGCGUCGGCGGCGUGGAGGUGGUGGACGUGAGGUGCGGGAACCCGAUGAGCAGCCGGCUGAGGAGGCUGGGAUUCUCCAAGCUGUCGGAGACGUUCGCGUGAGCAGAAUCAGAUCGUCUUCAGUCCUGACGGCGAGCUGUGUCGCGAAUUGCAAUUCGGAAUUGCAUUAUGUUUGCUAUAGUAAUUAUAUUGUUGUUAUUAAAAUUUUCUUUUGCUGGUUUCUCUCGUGUAUGGGUAUGACCAAAUUAAGUUAAUUUAUGAGAAGCGUUUUGCCAUCGUCGCAAUGCAAGUUCUUCGUGGUGAUGUGUAUGAUGUACCCGUAAUUGCGUAUUUUAACUUUUGGAGUGAAUGUCUCCUCGUUUUU